Temnothorax curvispinosus is the source of this 3116-nucleotide messenger RNA. RefSeq names its product E3 ubiquitin ligase Rnf157 (gene Mrgn1). Gene Ontology annotation, cellular component: cytoplasm. The record is from RefSeq and is a predicted model, not a curated record. Gene Ontology annotation, biological process: protein ubiquitination. The coding region runs from base 359 to 2044 and encodes 561 amino acids. The transcript is spliced from 10 exons. NCBI's taxonomy places the organism in Eukaryota, Metazoa, Arthropoda, Insecta, Hymenoptera, Formicidae. Gene Ontology annotation, molecular function: ubiquitin protein ligase activity.
AUCUCUAUGGUCGAUACACGCCCGCCAUGGCUAUAUAGGAAUUCCGUGUACUAGUGAUUCAUGGUGGUUGACUCCUUUACCUCCGUGGCAGCACCAGUUCUACAAUAGAAAACAACCUCAUGCUUGCUUUCGCAAAACCUUCCUUUCGCGCAUUGUUUUUUAUUUUCGACUUUUUUAUCCAUAACAACAAACCGACAAAGUCAAAUUAAUUUUACGCAAAUCAAUGUGACAAAUCCCAGUAGUUUUCGAUCGCUUAGCGGUGGAUUUUUACGAAUAUAUGCGUACACCCACUGUUCGUUAUCGAACGUAAGACAAAUACGAUUUGCCAUUUGACCGCGUGUUGUGAUUGCUAAACAAGAUGGGAUCGUUGACAAGUAGGCAGAACGCUGGAGUCGAGGAGGUUGAUAUCACUUCGAACCACGCGUAUAAAUAUCCUCCACGAUCCGGGUCCUACUUUGGCAGUCAUUUCAUAAUGGGCGGUGAGCGAUUUGACACGCCUCAGCCUGAGGCGUAUCUCUUUGGAGAGAAUGCAGAUCUGAAUUUCUUAGGCAGCCGACCAACUCCUUUUCCAUAUCCUCCGCCACAAGCCAACGAUCCUACAAAGACAUUAAAGAGCUUAGUGAACAUACGCAAGGAGUCUCUGAGGCUGGUUCGUAAUAUGGACCAAACAUCGACGUCCUCGCAUUACCACAGUGUCAAGCACUAUGGCGACAGCGAUAUUGACAAGAAACCCAACCGUUUUAACAUUGAAUUUGUGUUCGACUGCGACGUGAGAUGUGCGAUAACGAUUUAUUACUUUUGUACGGAAGAAGUUUCAACGAAAGGAGUUGCAUAUAUACCACGGGAUCCAUCUAUGAACUCUGAAACAUAUCAUUAUAAAAAAGGAGCAAACCAAUUGUUCUCACAAACGUCGCACAUAUUCGAUCCAACAUUGUACACUGAAGAAGAUUUAAUAUACAAUGCAGAUAGAGAAAUUAUUCCAAUAGCUAUACAUUGUGUAGCAGAGGAAGGAUCGGACGAUCUAAAACAAUCUCAUACAACCAUAGCCGUGGUUGAAAAACAUUCUGAUGGGACAUACGUAUUAAAAGCACUUAAACAGAAGCUUUAUGUGGACGGCCUUUGCUAUUUAGUACAGGAGAUAUAUGGAAUUGAGAAUAAGAAUACUGAAAAUGCAAAACAACAAGGCAGCGAUGAGGAUACCGAGGACAAUGGCUCCGAAUGUGUUAUUUGCAUGAGCGAAGUACGCGACACGUUAAUUUUGCCGUGCAGACACUUGUGCCUGUGCAACUCCUGCGCCGAUUCGUUGAGAUAUCAAGCAAACAACUGUCCGAUAUGUCGCGCACCGUUCAGGGCGCUCUUGCAGAUUAAAGCUCUUCAGAAAGCGACCGGGACAAUUAUAUCUAAUCCACCAUUGCCAGAGGGAAGUUGCGAGAAUAUCCCAUCGGGCUACGAAGCAGUGUCUCUGAUAGAAGCUUUAAAUGGACCUUACACUCCACGAACUGUCAUUAUUGCACCAGAAUCACCCGAUACUCCCGAUACAGAUACGGCGAGUGCCAUUCAAGCCGCGGAAACUUUAAAUCGCUCGACCGAACGUACCCCGGUCUCAAAACACAUAUCCGCCAAAGAAACUGAUAUGUCGGCCAGGUCUAGCGGUACCGCUUGUCCGACUCCCGAAUUUCGUAUGUCCGUAUUACUAGCCAGGGACGAACACUCUGGUUCUCAAAAGGAGUUGCAUAAUAGAUCUCCAGCUAUGCGCACCAAAUCGGUACAUACGCGCGAUAAAUCUGGUUUAAGAACACGCGACACAUUGAGAUUGGUUAAUGAGAAACAACCAGCUUCUUUAUACGAGACAUCAUUUUUAAUAAAGGGACAAGGCCAAGACGAAGAUAGCGAAGCGGAGAAGUUAUCGCCAUUAUUAGAUGCAGCAACGAGCACUGAAGCUUUAGAUGUACAUUCCCAUAGAAUAUGCGAUAUUGACAUUGACGACGAGAUUCAAACGACAGGAAACGAAAAUGACGCAGACAUUACCUGUCACUCGCACUAGAAAGUGGCCGUGAAUAUAUCUUUGCACGAUAUUCAUUCUUCUUUCAUCAGCCCAGCGUAAGUGCUUUCCAUUUAUGUGACUUUUAACGAGGGAAAAAAAGAAAAAGAGCGAUGGAGUGAUGCAGUGGGAGAGAUAUACGUUAGCUGAAGACGACGAGUGCAAUACGAUAAAUGAAAAGCCAUUAUAAUUUGUGAAUAUAAAUUUAGAAUAUAAGUUGGUCUAUAUAAUAUUAAUUAUAUUGUAGAUAUAUUUGUGUUCACACACGCGCGCGCGCGCAACUACAUUGAGAAUAUACCUAUAGUAUUUAUUUUUGUAAAACUAAAUUUAUAUAUAAUUUAACAAAUAGGAUUUAAGAUUAGAUUUGUUUCCUCUAUUUUUCAAGGUACUGGUCGGAAGAAUACUCUUGCGAAAGUAGACGUAAAGAAUUAAAUUGCGUAACUAAAUGGAAAGCCCCUAAUAGUAUACAAUGUUUUAUUAUGCAACUUAAGGGCCUGAGCAGAAUAGCUAACUUCUAAUGUUAAGACAAUGUUUUAUGUUUUAAAUCUUUUUAGUAAUGCACUAUACUGCCUUGCGUCACGUUUUAAACGUGUGUACGAAGUGUCAAUAUAUUUGUAAGACUUGAGAUACAAGAUAGCAUUGUGCGUUAUUAAAAUCAAAGAUUUAAAGCAUAAAACACUGUCUUAAAACUACAAGUCAGAUUCAGGUCCUAGCAUGAACAAGUAAGAUGCGAAAAACUGCAUUUCUUACAAAUUCUUAUACUAUAAUUGUUAGAAUCUCGAGUAGAACGCGUAUAUAUCACAAUUUAUCAAAUUGUGAAGACUGGGACAGUACUUUGUAAAAAGGAAAUGUUAUAUAAUAUCGCAUUUUUUAGAACAGUAAAGUGUAAUUAUUAAAUUCAUUUUACAUAUGAAUUGAUAGGUAAUAAAAGUGCUUCCAUUCGGCGUUUACCGAUUUUUAUUUCAUAGACAGUAACUAUAUUUAAGGCUCGAGCCUUAACUAGAUAUAUGAGCUGGACAUUAGAUAGUAAAUCUGUAGCAUGGUGAUACACAUAAAUCUCAAAUUGAUUGUCAAA